CAACAUUGGGUGCAGUAAUUAUAAUUAUCAAACGGAAGAAACACAAAAUAACUGUCAAUCUCCCUCUGUCUUGUGCUGUGGGUAUGCUGAGUCAUGGGUGUAUAGUGAGAAGAGCAGAGCUUUUAGCCUGCAACCUUGUGGUGCUCCAGUGCUAAGUGAGAGUGGAGGAGUUAUAGUUCCCCGGUCUGAUAGUCUGUGUGCUGUCUGGUACGAAGCCUUUGAUCCAGAAAAAAAUGUAAUGACUGACAACAAGAUUCUGCAUAAUUCAGACCUGGCCUGAGGGUAGCAAUGUAUCCAAACUUCCACAAUCCGUUUGCAGAUGAUGAUGAUGAUCAUGCCACACCAGCAGCAGAAGACUUUCAUUUUGAUGAUUGUGAUGAAGAAAAAAGCACAGUCAACCCAGCAGAUCAACGACAGAGGCAGCUCAAACAAGAGGUUAUGCGCACAGCUCAGUCUGCGAUGGACAGCAGCAGUCGCUCCCUCGGUCUCAUCUAUGAUUCUGAGAAAAUCGGGACGGAGACAGCAGAGGAGUUGAUUCGUCAGGGUGAGGCCUUGAAGAGGGCAGAGAGAAUGGUUGAUGAUAUGACACAGGAAAUGAAGACUAGUCAAAGGCACUUAAACUCUAUUAAAAGUGUAUGGGGAGGUUUGGUAAACUACUUUAAGAGAGAUUCUGUGCCAAGGCCACCACAGAAGGAACAGCCACCUGUCUAUGAGGCCACCAACAGAUUACAGAAUGCACUAGCAGAAAGCAAGGAACAUGAAGGUAAAUAUGAGGCCAGCCAUCCCAAUCUCAGGAAACUGGACACAUCUGAAUUGUUUGGAGCUUCAUUUGAUGAAUCGUUCCAAAAUGGAUACUCGAAGAAUACGCAUUUGAACGCUGUUCAUCAGCAUCUGGACAAUAACUUAGAUGAAAUGUCAAAGGGUUUGAGCAGACUGAAGAAUUUGGGCCUGGGGUUGCAAGCAGAGAUUGAUGAUCAAGAUGUCUCACUGGAUUCUCUGCUAAAUAAAGUGGACUCAAUGGAAGGCAAGAUAAGCUCUACCAACCACCAACUCAGAAAUCUGAAAUGAGUCUAAAGAUUCCAGUAUCAUCUCAAAGUAGUGCAUUCUUGUGCACUACAAUGUUUUUUGAUCAAUAGCCAGAUUAACAGUUUUACCAAUUUAAUUAGCAUAGAGUAUCCCCACAUUAUUACAGUGGUAUAUGCAGUAAUGUAACUGGAAUGUAACUGCCUUUGUACAUAUUUAUCUAAAGAAAGUUUUUUUUUUUUUUUUUUUUUUUAGCUUUUAAGCAGAUCACAUCAAUCUUACGACCUAAUCUGUGGUUAUUCUGUGAAAAGCAUUUCAAAGUAUAUGGUCUCUACAAAAAUAAACGUUGACAAUAACUUGUUGCAGUAAAUGAAAAAUACUUAUUUUAUACCAUAAUUAUAAAUAGCCUUUCAUUCUAUCAUUCACUGAACUACAUUCAGUGUUUUUUUUUUUUAUAUGAUCACUAUUAAACAAGACUUUUCUCAGUCCAGAGAAAAGAAAACCUGCUUACUUGAAGCUUACUUACAACAGAAGUCUAAAUAUAGUUGUUGGGACAGCUACUUUUGUGGGUUUGACAGGAGUAAAAUCCAAUAUGUUCUGCUUUUGUAGACCAUCCAACAUAGGUGUUGAUGUUUUCUGCAUGCUGAGAUGCACAGAAGAGAUUUAAAGACUGGAUUUAUGAGUUCGUCACACUCUACAUUUGCUCUAAUUUACACCGAAUUGUGUGAAAACAAAAAACAUAGUGAGCAUAGAAUGACUUAAUAAAGAAAAACAGAACCAAUGAGCUGCUCAUAAAAGUAAAUAUUCAAACAAAUCAAGUAGUAAUGCUGAAGCUUUAGCCCAAAACAUUGUACUGUUUCAAAUAUGGUUAUUAAUAAUCAAAAGGUACAGAAGCUGAAAUGUGGCCAGCUGUUAAACUGGAUUGGUUUCUGUGGCAGGAUGUAUCGAGACGUAAACCCUUGACUGUAGUCCCAGUUUAUCAAGAAAGAAAGACAAACCUGGAAACUCACAUAGAUUCAUUGCUUGUAAGAUUAAAUUUGAUACUUUUAUGAUACUCCCUUCAUAGACAAGCAAAUAUUUCCCCUAAAUAACAUGCUGGAAAUUGGAGGAGCCUCAAGUGGUGCCUCAAGCUCUCAAGCCCACCAUCAAGUUUCCAGAGGAAAUUUCUAAAAGAGCUCCAGUCAUCUUGUUUUGGGUCAGGUUCUGAUAAGUGAGCAAAUUAAAUCCAUCAAUUCUGAUUCCCCUAGAUGGCAUUUACCUCCCAUAGAUGGCAGAACACCUGUUCUGAUAACAUUUACUAGAUCAUGCAGAGAGUGAAGAGUGUUAAAAUGUGAUUUAAUCUGCCCAAGAAACAUGUUUAAAUUGUUUAUUUUAAGAGAUCCCUUUCUUUGAGUGUUUUGUUUCAGAGAACACGGGUGAGUUUGUUGUAUCUGAUUUCAUCUUUCAAGUAUGUAAUGUAACUAACUAAAAUAUUGUUAGGAAUGUAUUUUAAAAUAUUGCGUUACAUUGGGAAACAUUUGUGUUUUAGUUAGCUUAUGUAAUAUUCUCUAUUGCUCUCUGCUGAGCUACACAUGCUACUCCUGAGAUACCCGUGUUCCCUACCUCUUCUGUUCUCCAGAUUUGCCUGAUCCAUCCAAUAUGCACAUAUGCUGCUUUUUAAUAGGGUCCAUAGUUAAAAUUUCUAUACCAAAUCCUUUUUCCCCCUCUUCAAACAUUUGAUAGGCUUUUGGGAAGUCGUGGCCUAAUGGUUAGAGAGUCUGACUCCUAUCCCUAAGGUUGUGGGUUCGAGUCUCGGGCCGGCCACGACUGAGGUGCGCUUGAGCAUGUCACCAAACACAAACACAUCUUUAUCAAGUAUCCAGAUGAUGCCACAGUGGUUGGUCAGAUCAGCAAAAACGCUGAAUCGGCCUACACGUCACGUGACAUCAUCCGUAUACCCAUGAUAACCAUUACCAUUUUGUGGAUUUUUUUUAUUUUGGGGCGGUAUGAUGUCAUCUGAAUACUUGUGUUCCCCUCAUUGUUGUGAGUGCUUUUAUAUAUUACAUGUCAAUGUUGUGGAAAGUCUUUUGCAUAUUUUGGGGGCAGGGCUGCCUGACAACCAAAAGUUCAGUCAGUGCACCAGUUAAAACCUUCCAGAGUAUCACCCUAAAGAAGCUGGCCGAGUUUCGUGUAGAUAGCUCGAAAGCUUGCCGAGUUUUAAACCCCUAAAAUUAAUAAAGGGUGAUUAUGACAAAAAAGGCCAAUUUGAGACCCAGUACCAUGAGUUAAUGGUACUCUGAUCACUUAGAAAAGUAAACAAGGUCUACAACAUAUUUGAUUUUGGUGCAUGUGGCUCGAAAGCCCUAGAAGUAGCAAGUAAUCAUUUUUUGUCUAAGAAGAAUAAGCAAAACAGAAUGUUGGCUUCAACUAACCAACAUUAAUAUUAAAACUCCUGCUAGCCAUAGAAAAAGGGUUUCAGAAAAUCAUUGAUGAAAUUGAAGCUGAAGAUACAUGUGCAUUUCAAUACAUUAGAAUGUCAUGGACAACACUCUUGAUCUCAUUCUAACCCUCGGAUUAAAUAUAGAAAAUAUGGUCACAGUGUCUCAAUCAGAAGUGAUCUCUAACCACUAUCUCAUUUCAUUUAAAUUGCGCUUCGGACACAAUAUUUGCUACUUGCCACAUCACCAUGUUAAAUGUACAUUUACGUACAUUUACGUACAUUCACUACUGCAGAGAGAUUUACCAAUAGUCUUCCAGAAUUAUCAUCCAUGAUUGGAUCGCCAUCUGACCUGACAGAACUUGAUCAGGUGACUGACUAUUUAGAGUCAGUGUGUCUCUACACCUUUGAUAAUGUAGCUCCACUUAAAAGGAAAGUAAUUGGAGAGAAAAAACUUGCACCCUGGUACAACGACAACAGAAACUUUAAAACAAUCUGCUAGGAAAUUAGAACGUAAAUGGCGUCAAACUAAAUUAUCAGUAUUUCGAUUAGCAUGGAAGGAAAGCCUUCAUAGCUACAAAAAAUCUCUUAGUGCUGCUUGAUCAGUGUAUUUCUCUAGCCUUAUCAAAGAUAACAAAAAUAAUCCUAAAUUCUUAUUUAAUUUAAUACUGUAAAAUUAACUAUGAAUAAAAACACUGUCGAAAAGCACACACCAUCUAUUUGUAGAAGUAAUGACCAUGAAUUAUUUCAACGGAAAAAUCGAUAACGUCAGGCAUAAAAUUCAGACCAUUAUACCAAACAAGUUUAUAGAUAGUGCCAUACAUAAUAUUUCUGUUUUUGAUCUGUAUUUACACUGUUUUAAUACCCUUCAAGAGACUGACUUAUUUUCACCGAUUUCUUAUUCAAAAUUAUCAACCUGCAUACUGGAUCCCUUACCCACAUGUUUCCUUAAACAGAUACCCCUAGUAGCUAUCCAACCCAUUCUAAAGAUAAUAAAUUCUUUCUUUAUCACUGGCUAUGUGUCCCGAAAUCUUUUAAGCUAGCAGUUAUCAAGCCUUUGAUUAAAAAAACCUGACCUCGAACCAAGUCAGCUGUCAUAUAGGCCAAUAUCAAACCUCCCCUUUAUCUCCAAGAUCCAGAAAAGGUUGUAGCUCAGCAGUUAUGCUACAGUUAUGCUACAUAGGAAUAAUAUUCAAUUAACGUAUCAGUCAGGAUUUAGGCCUCAUCAUAGCACAGAAACAGCACUGGUUACCUGUUACUGGCUUCUGAUCAGGGUUGUGUCUGAUCAGUGCAGCUUUUGAUACCAUUGACAUUCUAUACUACUUGAUAGGCUAGAACAUGUUGUUGGUGUUAAAGGGACAGCUCUCUCCUGGAUCGGGUCUUAUUUGACAGAUUGAUAUUAGUUUGUAGACCUAAAUGGUGACUACUCGAAACAAACUAAGAUACUGUUCGGUGUUCCGCAAGGUUCUGUUUUAGACCCAUUGAUUUUCUCCUUAUAUAUGCUAUCCCUUGGUGCAAUUAUUCGUAAUCAUGGUAUUGGCUUCCACUGUUAUGCUGAUGACAUGCAGCUAUAUGUUUCAGGUAAGUCAGAUGUGAGUCACCAGCUUAAUAAGAUUGAAGAUUGUGUGAAGGACAUUAGACAGUGGAUGCUUAAUUAAUGUCCUCCUGUUUAACUCUGAUAAGACAGAAGUGCAUUUACUAGGUCCACAGGCAGCCCAAAGCUUUAUGAUUACAGAGUAACUCUGGAUGGUCAUUCUGCUACAUGUGCAACAGUAAAAUACCUCUGUGUUAUUAUUGAUACCGGUCUCUCAUUUGAAGCUCCCAUAAAUACCACAAGGAUAGCCUUUUUUUUCAUCUCAGAAAUUUAGCAUUACUUAGCAUUAAUAUUAACUAAUAUGUUGCCAUCACCAUUCCCAUUCUAAUCAGAAUGGCCUUCGAGCUCCAAGAAAUCAACCAGUUUAACACAAAUUUCUCACAUAGGACUUCUAAUGCUUUAAUGGCAGUGGUGAGGUUACCUCCUCACCUGUAUGCAUAGGGAUUACUGUGCCAAAUUCAACCCAAUUAAGCUGCACGCUUCAUCCCCUUAAGGCUAGUAUAGUGUAGCGUACAAAUCGCUGUUGGUUAUACCAUAUGUAGUUAAUCCAUUCUGCAUUAUUUUUUGUUUCCAACCAUGGAAAAAACAUUACAAGAUGGUCCAUUGCUGCCUGUCCUUGAGAUUUGUAUGAUUCUGGAAUACCUAACAGAACUCCUGCCCAGUUCACAUAUACUUCAUCUUCCUCAUGGCUGAAUCUCUUCCGUGCUUUUGGCACAGAUUCCUCUGAUUCACAGAAGCACCCUAAGGAACCCGAUCAGAUUUACUUUGGCACAGGUUGUCCUGGUGCUUCUGUCGUAAAGCGGUUUCUUGUCUGCAGUGCCAAAAUACAUCCGCUGUCAGUAUAGUGCCUCUCUUCGCCAGGUCUGGAAUUCUCCAAGUAUAUUUUACUUGCUUUCCAUUUGUUUCCACAGCUAUCACUUGUGCAUCUUGGUCAGCCUACCACACUUCUUCAGUUUUUACUUCUCCUUACACUUUGUGUCCAUAUCCCUUGUAGCAAUGUGGGAAGAGUAGGUCAGGAGCUGUUUCCAGGUGGCUUGGGAACUGCUGGUCGUGACACUCGCGUGGCUAUACUUUCUAUAACUAUCCUGAUAGAGGUGUUUGUAGGCAUAUUCUAUUGACGUCUGUCUGGCCUUACUUAGUGGUCUUCUUACUGUUCCUUCCAAUGGGUCAAAGUAACGAUUCAGACAAAACAGAACACAUCCCUGGUAUGUGCAUGGGGAUAAAGGUUUUUCAGCUAUGCAUCUGGCAGGUUGCUACGUUUCCUGGAAUUGGGAUGACCCUAGCUCUUUGUUUUCUCUGGUUACAUACUGUAUCACACAGUCCAUCUUCAUGGUGCCGACUCUGCCCUAUUGAUGGCGGAAGCUGUCUCCUUUCUGAAACAGGCUGUCUGCUGUAUGUGGUGUUUCUUCUUCAUACUGCCCCAGCCUGUUGUCUUCUGAGGCUCCUCCUACUGAUGUUUCAGGCAGCACAUUAAGUGGUGCAGGAAGCGGGUUAGACUGUUCCUCUGAUGGUGACCUUUGUCCUUGCAUUUCUUUGGGCUGUGCUUCUCCAGUUGGCAGGUCUUCUGCUUGUGAGUUUUUGUUAUCAUGUGUCUCAGGCACCAGAUCCUGCAGUUGCUCGAUGAGAAGAUCCGGAGCCAGGGUGCGGUUGGGUCUUCUGCACGUGUGCAAUGAUUGAGGGGGUAUCAUCCAGCUUUGCCUUCUACAUUUAUAGCUGUUGGUGUGGCUAGUGUUACCUUAUAUCGCCAUGUCCUUCUUACAUUGUUCCACUUCCUUUUAAAGGCUCUGAUGUACACCCAGUCUCCUGGGCAACGAACUACUUUCUGUAGUCCGUUGGUUACUUACAUUGCUCUCGCCUCGGUGGCCCCUUUUACCUGUUGAAAUAAAGUUCUGUGUAUUUGGGUUUGAUGUUUUACAUAGCUAGCAUGUUCUCUUUUGUUCGAGUGAGGGCCCUUUAUUGGGAAACCUUUAAGUGUGGCACAGGCAUCGGUCGAACCAUAAGCAUUUUAUGUUAUGCUAAAUUUUGUUUGCAUGCGCAUGCUCAUCAAAGCCAAAGGGUGUGCUUGCACCCAAGAUAAUUUGGUCUCUGUGCAGAUUUUAGUGAAUUUUGCCUAUAGUGUUAGUGCUUUUAGUGUCUUCUCUCCACCAUUCCUUGUGACUGUGGGUGAUCUUACCAGGCUUACCAGGGAAAUUACCAGGCUCCUUAUCGAAACCACUGUCUCAUGAGGCAAAGGGUAGCUCAACCUAUUCUAGCAUACACUCUGCCAAAUUUCCAGAGAAACCAUUCCAUUUCGGCUGUGUUAAAGGAACAGAAAGGAAAACAACAGAACUUCAAAGGCUAGAGUAUAAGAGUAGACAAAGUAAGGCACUGAUUGAAUUUGAGAAUCUGGCCCAACAACAAUCAAUGCAAGACAAGAGCAGAAAGCUUGAAUGCUUAGAAUAACUUAAGUUAAAUGCUGCAAAAGCUAGAGCACAGGCCUAUGAUUUGAUACAUGAUAUUGAUUCAGCAGGAGAAAGUCAAAAUCAUUUGCAAUCCCCCAUCCACAACCCAAGUACUCAAAUCCCCAUCCAAAGCCUCAAGUUUUCUGUUUAUUUCUCAGUCUUUAUCAGAUACAAGGGAAGAUUAUAAUUCCCAAUCUCUGAACAGGGUAUCUCAAGUUUUUAUUACUGUGCCAGCAGAUGCUAUGAGUGCCAACUGUCCUCAAGUGCCAGAGCACUGAAGCAGCAUAUGACUUAGACUAGCAACUGUUUGAGAAAAAUUUUGGAGUCACAUUCAUAAUUUAAAAAUCCUACAGAGACAAGCUUUGGGUCAAAGAUAACCUCUAACAAUAGUUGUGAAAUAAGGGAGUCUACAGAAUUCAAGAGCUGUGAAGUCACAAUGCCCCACCUUAAGACAUUGGAAGUUCUCGAUGACUGCAAGGAGAAUAAAAAAAAUCUUACUGAAGUGUCCGGAUGGAACCGCAAGGUGAUGGAAGCUAGAGCCAUUUAUCCACAAUUUAGAGUUUGUGGAUUUUAAAUUAAUUGAAGUGGUUCUUGCUUGUCAUUUUAUAUCUUCUGUACAGGUGCUUAAAACUGUGGAAAGCAGGAAACUGAUGCUGUAGAAAUUGUUGCAGUGGCAAUUAGCAAUGUAGUCAGUCAGGAAGGUUUAAACACACACAACUACAAACAUUGAGAUACUAAAAAGGAGACUGUCCAUUUGUAGCUAUCCCCAAUGUCUGCAAAGUCAACAGUCAUACAUUGCCAGAAACUACAAGUGAACAGAUACAACUCUAAUGCUUAAUGCCCUUAGUUUUCACACGAGUUUAUUUCUGUGAAAAGAUCACAUUUUCUACAUCAGAAACUGCUCUAAAUUGGACUCAUCUAGAAUAAGUGGCAGACAAGAUACCACCAUUAAUGGAUACAAAGUCUUUUGGUCAGUUCCCACUCCCAGCAAGCCCUUCGUACCAAAGAAAUCGUAUUUGGGGAGGAAAAUCAUCUAUAUGAACAACUAACUGAUCUCGGCUGGAGCAUAGUCGGCUGCUCACAUCCAACAAACAAUUGCAGUGAUGCAAUAGGAAUUGGUCAUCAUAAAAUUCAACCAUCAUAGGAAUCUGUCUUGUUAUAGAACCUUAGUGAAAUAGACUUUAUAUAACACAGUGCAGAUGACUCAGUUUCUUAGGAAACAUUCUCUUCCUAAGAGGCAAAUGAAGGAUUAUACAAGGCAAAAGGAAGAUGGUUACUUUGAACUCCCCCUUCCUUUCAAGACAAACAAACCCAGUCUUCCCUAUAAUAAACAAUGUGUAGUUCUUAGACUUGCUUCAUUAGUGAUGACUGUCCAUUUCAUGAAUGUCAUUAUAACAUUGAGGAGACAUUUAGAGAGUUCCAAUGUUGGAGCUUAAUAAUCAUCCAGCAUUGUAUAUUCCACACCACUCUGAAUGAUUACCUCUUGACUGGUCCAGAUAUUAUCAACACAGUAGUUGGAGUGCUGUAUUGUUUUAGAAAGGGUCAGAUAGUCCUAAUGUGCAACACUGAAAGAAUGUUUUACCAAUUCCAUGUUGCAAAGGAAUCUGAGGAUGAAGGCAAUGUGGAUUCCAAAACUUCAUGAAUGAAGGUACUCUUGUUUGUGUUUGUACCAACUUUGGACUCAAGUAUCUAGCAUGGUAGGCUCAGGAAAUGUUUGUGAACAGUCCAUCAAGUUUAUCCAGAGACAUUUUUACGUUGAUUAUUGCUUAACAAUUGUAAAGUCAUCUGCUGAAUAGUCUUGUCAAAGAGGCAAGAGCCUUGUGCAGAACAGGAAACCUUUGAAUGCACAAGUUCGUGUCCAACAAUGAAAAAUUGUUUGUGGCUGGAAAAUUCCACUGACAAGAAGAGGAGUUUUUUCAAGACUAGAAUCUAAGGAUUUAUUGUACUUUUCUACUAGUCAGCAAGUGGAUUCUUCAAAUGUUAUUUAAAGAUAAUAUAAGCUGGCAUGAAGAUCUCCCCAUCCAUAUUCUGCCACAGUGGGAGACAUAGCUUUGUAACUUCUCUCACUUGGCUGGCCUCAAACUUUGACUUUGUGCGUUAUAAGCUAGUUUAACUCUAUGUGUGCAUGUUCAUAUAUCAGAGCAAUGAGUAAAACAGGACAGAUCAGUUGCUUACUAGUUAUGGGGAAGGCCAGCGUAGCCCCUACCAAGCUCAUGACUAUUCCAAGGCUUGAAUUACAAACAGCUGUGAGUUUAGAUCGUAAUGGAGAUGUCAAAAAGUUGAAAACUUGCAUUAGUUUUACUGGACUGACUCAAGAGUAGUCCUUGGUUAUGAAAACAAUGACGGCAAGAGAUUUCACACAUUUGGUGCUAACCGAAUUCAAUGCGUAAAAACUACAACACGCCUGAAACAAUGGCGACAUGUCAGUUCCGAAAACAACCUUGCAGAUCACGCCUCGAGAGGGCUGAGUGCAAUUCAACUGAAAGUGCCUAAUUGGUUGAAAGGUUCAGAUUUUUAUGGAAUCUUCCAUACAAAGAAAUGGAGGCAGAAAUAGAAAUGAGCUUAACAUUACAAUUUCUGUAUGAGAUAAUGCGCAUAAUCAACAGCAACCCACUAAGUGUUGAACAUCAUCAUGAUCCUACGGGUCCAGAGCCCCUUACUUAUAAUCACAUACUAACCAUGAAAUCCUCAGUCAUUUUGCCUCUCCAGGAAGAUCUCUAUCCCUAUCUAUGCCUUGCAGAGCUCCGCUAUGCUUUUAAGUUUUGUGAUUGUUCAUGGUUAAGGAUAAAGGACCUUAAAUUUUCAAAGAAUCGAGGACCUCUUUUCAUAACAACCUGCUAACAACUGAAGUGUAAUAAUAGCGCUAACCUCCAUUUUGCAUGUAAUUUGUUUGUACUGUUUUUUUCAUUUAUAUAGUUCUCAUGCAAAGGAAUAAAUGGCUAUGUUAAAGAA
Molecule: messenger RNA, 10426 nt
Organism: Tachysurus fulvidraco (yellow catfish)
Lineage: Eukaryota; Metazoa; Chordata; Actinopteri; Siluriformes; Bagridae
Gene: snap29
Product: synaptosome associated protein 29
Exons: 6
Coding region: 289-1068 (259 amino acids)
Biological process (GO): synaptic vesicle fusion to presynaptic active zone membrane; synaptic vesicle priming; exocytosis
Cellular component (GO): SNARE complex; plasma membrane
Molecular function (GO): syntaxin binding; SNAP receptor activity
Source: RefSeq, a predicted model, not a curated record